Peromyscus leucopus (white-footed mouse) is the source of this 2460-nucleotide messenger RNA. RefSeq names its product ethanolamine-phosphate phospho-lyase (gene Etnppl). The record is from RefSeq and is a predicted model, not a curated record. Gene Ontology annotation, molecular function: ethanolamine-phosphate phospho-lyase activity; pyridoxal phosphate binding; transaminase activity. Gene Ontology annotation, cellular component: mitochondrion. Lineage: Eukaryota; Metazoa; Chordata; Mammalia; Rodentia; Cricetidae.
GAAUGACCCUAGAUGUUUAAUGCCACCGGUGACCUCCGAUGCCCAGGGCAGGAGACCACAGGAGGAAAAAAUAUCCUUUGUGUCCCAGGCUGCUCCGGAAAGAGGCACACUGACUGGAAGGGUGCGACCACCAUGUGCGAGCUGUAUUGCAAGCAGGACACCCUGGCGCUACGGGGGAAGCACAUCGGACCCUCAUGCAAGGUUUUCUUUGCUGCGGACCCCAUCAAAAUCCUGCGAGCCCAGGGGCAGUACAUGUUUGAUGAGAAAGGCGGGAGGUACUUGGACUGCAUCAACAACGUGGCUCACGUGGGACACUGUCACCCAGAAGUGGUCAAAGCCGCGGCGAAACAGAUGGAAAUACUAAAUACGAAUUCUCGCUUCCUGCACGACAACAUCGUGGAGUAUGCCAAGCGCCUUACAGCCACCCUGCCACAGACGCUCUCGGUUUGCUACUUCACAAAUUCGGGAUCCGAAGCCAACGACUUAGCCUUACGCCUAGCGCGGCAGUUCCGAGGCCACCAGGAUGUGAUCACUCUCGACCAUGCUUACCAUGGCCACCUGUCAUCAUUGAUUGAGAUCAGUCCCUAUAAGUUUCGGAAGGGCAAAGAUGACAAGAAGGAAUUUGUGCACGUGGCACCAAGUCCAGAUACUUACAGAGGGAAAUACAGAGAGGACCACAAAGAUGCAGCCACAGCAUACGCAGACGAAGUGAAGAAAAUCAUUGAAGAGGCUCAUAGCAACGGAAGGAAGAUUGCCGCCUUUAUUGCUGAAUCCAUGCAGAGUUGUGGUGGACAAAUUAUUCCUCCAGCAGGCUACUUCCAGAAAGUGGCUGAACACGUUCGCAGAGCAGGGGGCGUGUUCAUUGCUGACGAAGUUCAAGUGGGCUUUGGCAGAGUUGGGAAGCAUUUCUGGAGCUUUCAAAUGCACGGUGAAGACUUCGUUCCAGACAUUGUCACCAUGGGGAAGCCAAUGGGCAAUGGUCACCCCAUGUCCUGUGUGGUGACAACCAGAGAAAUUGCAGAAGCCUUCAGCAGCUCUGGCAUGGAGUAUUUUAACACGUAUGGAGGGAAUCCGGUGUCCUGUGCGGUUGGGUUGGCUGUGCUGGAUGUAAUUGAGAAAGAAAACCUUCAAGGAAAUGCUAUCAGAGUGGGGAACUACCUCACUAAGUUGCUGGACGAACAGAAGGCUAAACACCCAAUGAUAGGGGACAUCAGGGGUGUUGGCCUUUUUAUUGGCAUUGAUUUGGUGAAGGAUCGUGAGAAAAGGACGCCUGCAACAGCCGAAGCCCAGCACAUCAUUUACAAGAUGAAAGAAAAAGGAGUUCUUCUCAGUGCCGAUGGCCCUCACAGGAAUGUGCUCAAAAUAAAACCACCCAUGUGCUUCACAGAAGAGGACGCAAAGUUCAUGGUGGACCACCUUGAUGGCAUUUUAACAGCUUUAGAAGUCACAGAAACCAAGAGUGACCAUGUGAUCUCUAAGAAUACAGUUUGCAGUACAAAGGUGCCUAAGGAGGUCCACGUGGAAUUGCCCAACCACAGCGCCACGGAGUCCAGAGAAAACCACAGCAAGAAGAGAAAUGGUGUGUGCUCAGAUGAGCAUACACGGCUCAGCAAAAGACUCAAGACAUGAAAGAUGAGCGUUACACAGCAGAUAAAUAUCCAUGGGUAAAGAGCAAGUGGAUGCAUCUCACCUCCUAGUCAUCCUGUGAAUUAGAAUUUUCAAUCUGCCUAAUUUGUACAUUAAAAGAUAGAUUAGUAAUAUCAAUAAACAAAGUGAUAAGCUGUAUCAACAUUAUUAAUUCAACCUCUGGCCUGUUAAUUCCUUACCUGCCAUUCUGAAGUAUUUAUGCUACUAAAACUGAGUUCUCAAAUGCAAAACGCAGCUGGAUGCUUUACUUCUUGUGUUUUAAUGUUUGAAAUUAGAGAAAUGAGUGAAUUCGAUUCCUUCACUUCCGAGAAUUAGUACAUUAAAGUAUUUCAAUGAGAAACAGUCUAAAUUGGCUAAUAUAUAAAGUAUAUGGAUUUUAAUAAAAUAAAAGAUAUAAACAAAAAUGAUACUAUAAAAUGCUGAGAGCAAUAUGGAUUAGAGUGUUGAAAUCUACGUCAUUCCAAAGGGAAUCACAGAGCACAGAACAACCGUGGUUGCCGAGAAACCUGGUCACUUGCCAUCCUGUGGGAACUGAAAUGGAACAUGUGUACACACAUGUGCACAAAGAUGUUUCUAGAACCGCAUCAGCAGCCAAAGCUCGGCUUUCAAAGUUGAGAACUUCAGUCUUGGCUACUCACAGGCCAUGCCACUUCAACCAAGUUGCUCACCUGGCAGGUGGAAAAUGAUCUCAUCUUCCCCGAGUUCAUCGUCACCUGCACUCCAUGUUUCCUAAGUUAGUUUUGGUUGGCCUGUAUCUCUCCAUUGCCUUCCCAAUAGUUAUUAAACUUGCUGGCUUGUGUCUUAUUCCAUAAA